AUGUGCAAAUUCACAAUAAUCAUGUACCCCUUCUGCGGGCACCCAUACAAAGAGGUCGCCCCAAAGUAUGCCCGCGACGCAGACAAAAACUACGGCAACGGCGUCUGCCGCCGGUACAAUGUCGCCUUCUGUGAGCUCGCCAAAGAACGCAUGAGCGGACCCUGCGUGCGGUGGAAUAACGACGAGACGGAGUAUCGGUGUACACUGAUGGAGCUGCCGGAUACGGUGGUCAAGGUGGACUAUAAUGACUGUAAUCUGGAAGGUGGUUAUCUGGGAUGUAAGGCCGGGACGCCGAAGAGAGAGACGGAUAGGUUUGGGAGGCCGGCGACUUUGACUACCAGUGGUGCUGUGUGGACGGGGCCAAAUAGGAGGGUUCAGAGGGGCCAAGAAGAUAGUCAGUAUAGGUAUGAUAAGAGUUGGGAGAGAAACACUUAG
Morchella sextelata is the source of this 435-nucleotide messenger RNA. RefSeq lists its product as uncharacterized. The transcript is spliced from 2 exons. NCBI's taxonomy places the organism in Eukaryota, Fungi, Ascomycota, Pezizomycetes, Pezizales, Morchellaceae. The record is from RefSeq and is a predicted model, not a curated record. Bases 1 to 435 code for a protein of 144 amino acids.